Gadus morhua (Atlantic cod) is the source of this 1397-nucleotide messenger RNA. RefSeq names its product high mobility group nucleosome binding domain 1b (gene hmgn1b). The transcript has 6 exons. The coding region runs from base 249 to 521 and encodes 90 amino acids. Lineage: Eukaryota; Metazoa; Chordata; Actinopteri; Gadiformes; Gadidae. The record is from RefSeq and is a predicted model, not a curated record.
CCAAUCAAUUGCCACCAGGGGCGGGGAGUGUCCUGUCCAUCAGGUCGGCUCUGUAAUGAUUUGAAUAGGGAGGGAGGGGGAGAAUCCAAUCCGGUUUGAGCUAGUUUUUGUUCCAAUGGAACAUUAUCGUCUCGCUUCGCUGUAAUAGACCUUAGUUAGAAUCCUAAACAGUAUUUCCUACUCUAUCUUCGGCUGUAUCUAAAUACAUUUCGCCGCUUUUUCCCGCUCCAAACCACAACAAAUCAACCAUGCCGAAAAGGAGGAUGAAAAAUGAUGAAGCUGAAGCCGGUGAUUCGGCCAGGAGGACGUCGUCAAGACUAAAGGACAGAGCUGCCCCAGCACCCGUUGUAACAGCAGAGCCCAAGCAAAAGAUAAAGAAGGCCCCCGCCAAGCCCAAAAAGGCCAAGGAGGUGGAGAAGCCCAAGCCAGAGGAGGAAGCAGAGGCCCCCGCGGAAAAUGGCGAGGCCAAGGAUGAGGCUCCAUCUACAGACGAGGACAAAAAGAAGGAAGAUGCAGAGUAGCGGUUCGCCGUCACCGGACUUGUUUGACCCAGCGCUCCCUGUUCCUCCUUUUAUUUCUUUUCUUGUACAAUUCAGGGGAAUAUUUUUACCAACUAUUUUCUAAAUACUGUUUUUUUUAGUAGUGUGAUUUGUAGAAACGGGUGGGAAGGGGGGGAGGGGAGAGACACAAGCUUUUCAGUUGUUUUUUUUAGAUGACGAGAAUAUAAGUUUCAAGAUCAACAUCCACAAAUUGGACGCCGUGGGAUGACUUGUACAAAUAAUUUGACACCAUUGGUUUUCUUUGGGUGGGAUGGGAUGGGGGGUUAGUUGUGUGGGGCAAGUUACCGUCUGAAAAACGUAUAUAAUUUCCAGGUUGAGCUUAAUUGUUAACUCGGGAGCGCUUACCUGAGUGGAUAACAUUCCAUUAGAUGCUUUUUUUAAUGGUCAGUAUACUGUAAGUAUCGAGGGCAGUAGGGCUGAUACUCACAGCAGGGCAACACGCUUUGUGUCAUAUUGUUUUAUGAGGAGAAAAUACAGUGUUUUAGGGCGUUUUUAAGCUUUUUAUCCCUAUUCCUUAUCUCUUGUACACGUGCAGUUUUCUUAACCCAUCCGUACAAUGGACCCCCACCCCACCCCUCCACCCCAAUAAAACCCUUACUUUUACCGAGGACUUCUCAGAGUAGUUAAGCUAAUGAGGUACAUGCUCAUGGCCAAUAAUGGCUUUGUUAAUGCCGAGAAACAAAAGUACACUCUUGAGCGGUUUAAUGCAUACCAGCACUAGCGAUAUUAAUGUGGGUUUUUAGGUAUCUGUAUCAUGGAUAUGCGAACGUUUUCUUUAAUUUCUUGUUUAUAGAUGUAUCUUCUGUGUGAUUGUUAUAAAUAAACAAAAAAAAUGUU